Molecule: messenger RNA, 4299 nt
Organism: Brienomyrus brachyistius
Lineage: Eukaryota; Metazoa; Chordata; Actinopteri; Osteoglossiformes; Mormyridae
Gene: xkr5a
Product: XK related 5a
Exons: 7
Coding region: 99-1937 (612 amino acids)
Biological process (GO): engulfment of apoptotic cell; phosphatidylserine exposure on apoptotic cell surface; apoptotic process involved in development
Cellular component (GO): plasma membrane
Source: RefSeq, a predicted model, not a curated record
GCACCAUAGCCGCUAAGCGGUAUGCCCAUGGUCCCGGUCUGUCCCGCUGGCCGUGUUUACGGACGGCAUCGAUCAUCCAGGGGACGGCCACUCGGAAGAUGCCCUCACCGGGUCGUAGGGGAUGCUGGACCGAGUGGUGCCAGGUCAUCCUUUUCGGCGCAUCGGUCCUCGUUAUUCUGGCUGAGAGAACCGCGAUUGCCUACUGUCUGGUGUACUACCUGUGGUUUGGGCACACGCUCUGGGCAGCCCUGACCCUGGCCUUGGCCUUGCCAGGGUCCAUCGUGCAGGUGCUCAGCUUCCUGUGGUACUAUGCGGACGGCGAACGCCGCAGGUGUCUCCUGGCCCUCGUCCACCUGUUGCACUUGGGCAUCUACAAAAGAUUUGGGGACUGCAUGUCAUCAGUAUGGCAUAUGCAGAGGUCAACAGGCAAGCUGGGGGCUGCAGUGAUGCAACAGGCUGACGUUUCCGCACUCCGCCUGCUGGAGGCGCUGUUGUUCACCCUCCCGCAGACCCUUCUGCAUACGUACAUUCUUGUCACCUCUGACGUUGGCCUGCUCUCGCCAGUGGCGCUGUGCUGUGGCCUCUGCCUGCUGUCCUUGUCAUGGGCGCUGGUCCUCUACAGCCGGGCAUGCUGCCUGAUCCGGCCGGGGCACCUGGCCAUGCCGCCCGCCGCCCUGCUGUGCCAGCUGCUCUGGAGGGUCUGCAUGCUGGGCAGCAGGAUCGCCAGCCUCGUGGUCUUCGCCCGGAUCUUCCACUGGUGGGCCUUCGGAGUCGCAGGUUUUCAUUGGCUGACAGCCUCCUUCUGGCUCGUCUCGCAACAAGCAGACAUCUGUGCCCGGCCGUGGCAUUGGCGUCUUUUCAACUGUACCCUGGGGGCAGUACAUGUCUUCUUCUUCCUCAACGUGAAGGAUGGGCCCUCCAGGUUUCGCAUGACAGGCUUUUAUUUGGUGAUGUUGCUGGAAAAUGCCACCCUUGUGCUUGCCGCUUCUGACUUCCUGAAUGGUGCAUCAUGGGAAAGCAUGAGCAUCCCCACCGCCGUGAUGUGCAGUUUCCUCCUGGGGAUGGCAUCUGUGAUUUUGUAUUACCGCUUUCUACACCCGAAAUCCACCGAGAUAUGCCAAAGAUUCGGCCAGGGCCAUGUCAGCAGGGCGUGUUUGGAGAGAGAGGAGUCGUCCUAUUCAGUGGGGGACAAGGGCCUGCCCAUCUCCACCAUUCAGGCACACAGCGGUUUUACGUUCACUGGGUCGCUGCCGGAGCGUCCGGCGAGUAGAGGUCCCAUCCCUGGAGGCCGGCAUGGGCACCAUCACUGGCUGCUGAUCCGCCUGGCGCUGAAGACUGGAGACGUGGGCCGGAUCGACCUGGCCUACGGCAGUGGCGGCGUGACCGCCAUGCUGGACACAAGGCAGGGCAUCCCAGACGUCAAGGCAGUGGUGGUGGCUGCAACGCCGGAUUUGGAGCGGAAGUGUGGCAUGGCGCCCCUCUCGGACAUGAAGGAGGACUUCCACAGCGCGAGCGAGGCGGCAUCGACUGACGCGACUCAGGAGGAUGGCGAGAGCCUGGAAAUGGAAAGCCCCCUGGGGUCGCCCGUGUCCGAAUUCAAGAGGAGCUCUCCCGAAGGUAAGUCAGGACUAGGCGGGAGCCCCGAGGUCAACUUCUGCCCAACGGAGUCCAGCUCCACGCUCUACUUUAGCGCUGAGCCCCAGUCUCCCAGCAGCGCCAGCAACACUGGGCUGGACAGGGAGCCGGCUGUGCAGAUCCUAUCAGAACUGAGCCCUAUCUCAGGUGAGGCCGGCCCAUCGCGCAAUACCAGGGGCCUACUGGGUAGGGUUGAGCCCUGCUACACAUCCACGCCGAAACUAAACUCAGCAUCUCAGGAGCCCACGGCCGGCCAUCUUGCAGGUUCCAGGAGGUUGUUCGUGUCGUCCAGGAAAAAAUGAGGACCUGAUGUUUUAAACACGUCGAGAAAAAAAACCAAAAUAUGGAAAGUUAAAGUUGUAUAAGCACAAAUGCUCUGCACGUACAAAACAAUGCCUUUAUCUAGAGAGAAUCAGGGACCUUCUUUGGAUUUACAAGCAAAGUUGUCCUACAGACACUCCUAAAAUGUGGCCAGUGUACAUUUCAACACUCAAAUUGUGGAUGAAAUCUUUUAGUGUCACUUUUUACAAUUUCCUUCCUAUAUUGAAUUUGUCUUUAUUUUCAUUUGCCUUAAUAUAUCAUUUUAUGUAGGAUUUAAUGUACAUUUUAUUGAUUUAAUGGUACAAAUAUUUAAGCAUACAAUAAUAAUAAUAAUGAUAAUAAUAAAUUUUAUUUGUAAUGGCAUUUCUCGUACCCAAUGCGCUACACUGUAAAAUAACCAGUUAAUACAAAGUGAGACUGUUUGUAGAAGUAAAAUAGCCAUAAGAUUAAGGAGGUAAUGAAACAGAAACCAGAGGGAGAAAAUAGAGGCUAGAAGCAAUAGGUAGAAGGAAAAAAGGUAUAUAAGUUAAAAAAAAAAAGAAAUUCUCUUAAUUUUUCUUUUACCUUUCGGUUUUUCAUGUUUUUGAAACGCUUUGUAAUCCUGUAUAGCAUCCAGACUCUUGAAGGGGCAGAAUCUGCUGUGAUUGUUUUUCUGACACUGAUAUUAUUGUGAAGGUCAUUUUGUGCUGUUUACGGGAUGCCCUGCGGCGAGGUGGAUAGCACUGCUGCGCCCAGGGUUCGAAUCCCACCCUUGUCCUUUCUGUGAGGAGUCUGCAUGCUCUUUCCCCUCCCAUGUGGGUUUCUCCUCACGGCCCAAAUACAUGCAGGAAUCACUAAAUCACUAAAGUUUCUAAAUUGCCUCUAGCAUAUGCAUGCAUGUGCCCUGCGAUGGACUGCCAUCCCAUCCAGGGUGGACUACAGCCUUGUGCCCUAUGUUGCCUAGGAUAGACUCCAAGAUGCCCUGUUACCCAGCUCAGGAUAAUCAGUUAGAAGAUGGAUUAUCUGUGUUUUUUUAAAUGUUCUUUCCUUUUCUCCUUUAAGGGAUGAAAGCUAAUGUAUCCGUGUUAGAAUGACUGGAGCUUACUUCUACAGUACGGUAAUAAUAUACCAGUAUUAACCAUUACUGUUUUACAGAGCUCAGAUAUUUGCAUGGAUUUUAAAUUUUCAUUUCACAAUAGUUAAUUAGGCAAUAAAGAGUGGGGAGAAGGUUUCAUUCUGCAGUGAGGUAGGUCAGGGGUGUCCAGCCCGAUGUCCGUGGGAGUGUCACACUGUUCUUACUCCUGUGGGCCCGAGUCGUUGCUGUCAUCACUGUUAUAAACGUUUCAAGCCAUCGGGUCUCAAGUCGCAUUCAGCAGGACAGACUAGCGUGUCCAUCGCUGGUGGGACAGGGGAAGCCUGCAGAAGAUCUGAACUUUUUAAGGAUUUUUAAGAGAUUGUGCUUUUUUUAAGAAUCUGAAAGACUCUUUAUAUUAAUUUUAUAUUAAUGAACGAUUCUCUUAUUGACAAUUAAGGCCAUGAGUGAAAAGGUACAGACUCUUUGGUGUGAAAUAGAGGCGCAAACUGACCACUUGGUCUAAAUAUGGUUACAUUUUUCCACCAUCAUGGCAUUAUUGCUGCAGUAUUUUAAGGGAAGGUAUGAAUUAUGCGGCAAAAAAUUCAUAUGCAUUUAUUAUUUUUAUUGAUGGAUAUAGUCUCAAAUCCAUGUUAGCUGGAUAAAAUAUUCUGAGAAUAAUUUAUAUAUAAAGUUAUAAUUAAUUUCUUCCCUAGCUCUUAUGUUUUAAUUUUGUAUCUAUUUGAGUUUCUGUGACAUAGUCUGAUGCGUAUAUUUAUAUCCUACUUGAUAGGCCUACUUUCAGUAUGAAUACAUACAUUUGUUGUAUUCAUUUCAGUUUUUCUGUAUAAUUUUGAACGGACUAGUUUUCUUGAUGUGUUUGUGAUUUUCAGUCUACAGUUAUCUUUAUAUCCAUUAAAUAUCAGCAAUAAUGUUUAAUUUUAAGGUAUCUGCCACAUAUUGGAAUCAUCGUUGCUUUGUAUUUUUAUAUGAUUUGUAUGAUGUUUUAAUCAUUCGUGCAGAUUUUCCUUUCUGAAUUGUUUCUUGUGACUAAUGUGACCUGUACUCUUCAAAGGUGGUUAUAAACUGUGGUUUUAUUUCAUAGGAAAAGCGGCUGGACGUUGCUAAUCAUCAGUCCAUGAUAUACUGGUAAAGAUGCUGGUAAAGAUCAUUUACCGGAAGCUGAAUAAGCCUUAUGCAAUAACAGAUUGCAGGUGCUAUAAUUAAAGUGAGCUGGCUGACAUCACUCAGUUACUGUGACUUUUCUUAAAAAUAAAUUGUAUCCUCUAAAA